Drosophila obscura is the source of this 2724-nucleotide messenger RNA. Its product is annotated as nuclear receptor coactivator 6. Lineage: Eukaryota; Metazoa; Arthropoda; Insecta; Diptera; Drosophilidae. The record is from RefSeq and is a predicted model, not a curated record. Bases 79 to 2649 code for a protein of 856 amino acids. The transcript has 2 exons.
AGUCGCGCCAGGUGCCCACAUUCACAGAGCGAUAGGCAAGUCGAGCGGUUCGAGCAGCAGCCACCAGAGUCCGGAAAGAUGUCCAUGCAGCCAGCCCCAACAGGAGACAACGAGUUUAGAACACGACAGGGUCCGAGUCCUGGCAUUCGUCUGGCCACAAGCAUUGGCAGCAGACACUGGAUUAUGGGCUUGUUAUUCGUCCACACGAUUAUGUCUCUCAUGGUAGUCAAGGUCGCCUCCACAGCAGCUCUGUAUCAACACCAGCAACAAGCACUGCAGCCACUCAACGGCAUUGAGUCCACAGCAGAGACAACACACAGCGACAGGGAGAGCCAGAACCUGGGCCUGAACCAUAGCCAGAGCCAAAGCCAAAGCAGUAGCGACAUCGAGAAGAUGCGUGCCAAGUUACAGCAACUGCAGCACGAGCAGCAGCAAGAGUAUAUGCGGCAACAGCAGCAGCAGCUGCAGCUGCAGCUGCAUCUGCAACAGAUGCAUGCCACGGGAGCUGUUGGCGAAACCGCCUACUUAUUGGAGCGUGCCGACCACGCCGCGCCCGCCCCAGCGCCCAUCUACGGAACAUGGCGCACGAAAGCGAGACGGGCCCCGCACGCCACCUCGGGGAAUGAUGUUGACGAUGGGCAUGUCUACGAGCGCCUGCCUAAGCGAUCAGCCACCAUGACACCUCUGCGUGGCGUGCUGCGCGAUCAGAUGCCCCGUCCGCCGCGCCUGGCCACCCAGGACACGCACCAGCUUCAGGUGUCAGGCUCUCCGCCGCCGCCACCGCCCACAACGACUCUGCUGAGGCGCCACUACUCCGAGACGCCGGGCACUCUGGCCAUGCGGGAGGACUUCGGGAAGCCGAAACCCUUUCACUUUCCCUACGACGGUCCGCUGCCCGAGCAGUUCACCAAGGGCGAGGCGGAAAGGGAGCAGCGUCCUCGGCCGGAGCUGAACAACAUACAGGACAUACUGCAGCACCUGCACAUCAAUGGGUUGGCUCCCAGCAAGCUGCCACCGAUGGUGAUGAUGCCCACGGGCCUCCACAUAGCGGGAAGUUUCAAGAAUUUCAAGAGCAGUGGCAUCGGCAACUUCUUCCGUGGCAAGCGGAACAAGAAGCAGAUGCAGUUCAGCAUUCCGUUGCCCAUGUCAGUGGGACAUGGCCCAAUGCCCAUGUCCAUGUCCAUGUCCAUGCCGAUGUCCAUGCCAAUGCCAAUGCCCAUGCCCAUGCAGUGGUACGGGCCGGGCGUGAUGGCACAUCAGCGAGUGGCCAUCGAUCAAUUGUAUCCAUACAAGCCGCGCUCGCCGCAGGACAUCAAUCUGCUGGCCAUGCAGCAGCAGCUGACACCCAACAAGAACGUGUCCAAGAAGAAGAAUAAGAAAAAGCACCAACAGCAGCAACAGCAGCAACAGUUGGCCCAGAGCAACCACAAUUUGCUGUUGGAGCACGGCAGCCAGCAGAACUACGUGGCCGAUCCCUUUGGUCAGCACCAGCACCAGCACCAGCACCUGCCACAGCCAGUGCUCGCUUUGAAUGCCACAGGGCAGCCGCAGCAUAAGCGCAUUCCCUUCAAGCUGAAUCUGGAUAUAUAUCCGGUGAUGCCGCCCUCGCGUCCCGCCUCAGUGCUGCGCAAUCCAUUCCAGCAGGAGUACGCGAUGCCUUCGCCGGCAGCACUGACGGGCACCACGGCCGCCGCCUAUCAGCAUCUCGGACACGGCCUCUACCAGACGCCAUUCAAAUUUCCCACCCAAGCGCCCCACUCAGGCCACAUGCCGAUCAGCUUUCCCGAUCAGGCAACGCGAUUCAGCCAGCAGCAGGCUAUCUAUCAGUCACAGGCACACAAAUUUCCGCCACCCAAGAGCUUGCAUCCCGAUGAGGCCAUCUAUGGACAUGGUCCAGCUUAUGGCCAGGCACAAAAUCAGGGACAGAGUCAUUGGCAGGGCCACAGCCAGGGCUAUGCGCAAGGUCAGGGCUUGGCUCACGUGCAGGCACUGGGUCAAGUGCAGAGCCAGGCACAGGGACAGGGACAGACAUUGGAGUCUCAGAAGAUAGAGUCUCAGACGAGUCCCAUUAUGCUCCAUCUGAACGUCUUUCCCAAGCAAAAGCCCACGGCAACAAUACGCGCGUCCACGAAUCCGUUUUACAACCACAACUUGCAUCGGAACGCGAUCAACUCGAGUGAUCUGCCGCCACCCAGUCCCCCGAGCCCCAUCGAGCCGCGUCAGGCAGGGGCAGGCAACGGCUCUGCAAUACCGUCAUCAGCCGCUCAGCCGCAACAUCAUAAUCAUCAUCAGCAACAUCAGCCGUCUCAGCAGAUAUCUCUCAAUCAAACGCAGCAGCAGCAGCAGCAGCAGCACAACCAACCGCAAGUGAAUCGCUCCAGUUCCAUCUCACGCAGCGACCACCUGCCCCUCAUCGACUUUGAGCAUCCGAUUGUGGCCGCCGAGGCGCCAGAGGCAGCUUCUCUGGCCAGCUACCGGACCGAUCAUCGCCACCACAGGGCACAGACGCACCAUCACCCUGUGGAUGAACACUUUCGCUACCAGAAGAGCGCCAAUAUCGAGCAAUUGGCGGCCGAGGCACAGACAGCAUCGCUCUUCCGCUUUCCCGUCGAGGAUCUGAUACAAUUCCACGUGGACGAUGCCCUAUAACUCUAACUGUAUUAACUAUAUUAGCUGUAUUAGCUGUGUCUUAGUAUCUUUAGUUAGUGUAUAAGUUAAAUCAAU